Pseudogymnoascus verrucosus is the source of this 1954-nucleotide messenger RNA. It is a transcript of the gene DDI1, whose product is annotated as DNA damage-inducible protein 1. Gene Ontology annotation, molecular function: aspartic-type endopeptidase activity; protein binding. The transcript has 3 exons. Bases 332 to 1648 code for a protein of 438 amino acids. NCBI's taxonomy places the organism in Eukaryota, Fungi, Ascomycota, Leotiomycetes, Thelebolales, Thelebolaceae. The record is from RefSeq and is a predicted model, not a curated record. Gene Ontology annotation, biological process: proteolysis.
CACUCAUCCAAACAUCAAUUACAAAGCCUCUGUUCGCAACUCGUGCCUCCUAUAAAACUCUUCGAACUGCACUUUCGAGUGCAUUCGCUCGCAUUCCACUAUACCACUUCCGGGAAUAUUAUUCAUAUAAACCGCCACCACACUGCACACACAAACUUUCGCCGCUCCUUACCCCACGUAAACAGCUAAAGAGUGAAUAUCGAACCUCAACGUUGAAUCAACAAGCUGCUCUGCUCCUUACUUGCUCGAGGUGAAUAUAUCAAGUCUAAUAUCCUAUACUUUUGUGAUCCCUCACAUCGCGUGCGACUCUUGAUUUCAGAGCUCGCCCAGGAUGCGGCUCACUCUGAAUAUUGCCUCCGAAGAGGCCCUCGAACAUGACCUUCUCAAUCUAGAGGUUCCGACAGAAACAACGGUUGGCUCGUUGAAGGGGAUGGUCCAGGCCGAAGCUCACAUCCCGACGACUUCACAACACAUCUACCACAACGGGCAGCUGCUCUCCGACGACAACAAGACACUGGAGCAGUUACAGGUCGUGGAUGGCGAUAUGCUUGCAUUGCAUGUCAGGGACAUCGUAGGGAAUACCGGCGUCCCUCAACCAGGCCCAGCACAGCAACCAGCCAGACGGCCAGCCGCCAGUCGUGAGGAGCAAGAUCCAGAGGUGAUUCGACUCCAGCUCCUCGGCAACCCUCGCAUGCGACAAGAAGUCCAGCGAGCACAACCAGAAUUGGCAGCGGCUGUCGAAAACCCACAAAGAUUUGCUCAGCUGUUCAGACAGAUGCAGGAUCAGGAACGCAGAGAGAGGAUGAUGCGCCAGCAGCACAUUGCUGACCUCAACGCGGAUCCGUUUGAUAUCGAUGCACAGACUCGCAUUGCUGAGAUGAUCAGAGAAGAGAGGGUUCAGGAGAAUCUCCAGAAUGCCAUCGAGCACAACCCCGAAGUGUUUGGCAGGGUUCACAUGUUAUAUAUCGACGUCGAGGUCAACGGCCACAAGGUUAAGGCUUUCGUCGACUCUGGGGCUCAAGCAACCAUCAUGUCACCAUCCUGUGCUGAGUCCUGCGGGAUCAUGAGGCUCGUUGAUAAACGUUUUGCGGGCAUUGCAAGAGGUGUGGGCACGGCAAAUAUCUUGGGCAGGGUUCACUCAGCUCAGAUCAAAAUCGGAAGCCUAUUCCUCCCCUGCAGUUUCACUGUCAUGGAAGGCAAGGAUGUGGAUCUCCUCCUUGGGCUUGACAUGCUUAAAAGGCAUCAAGCAUGCAUAGAUUUGUCGAAAGACAAGCUCGUUAUCCAAGACGUAGAGGUGCCUUUCCUUGGCGAAGCAGAUAUACCAAGGAGUUUCGAAGAGGUCACCGAGCCCACGGUUGAGGGCCCUGGUGGUACUACCAUUGGGGGAAGGUCGGGGGCGAUAUCUGGCCCGGCCGGACCAGCAACAGCCAAUACACCUGCCGCACCGGCUGCGCAGGCUGCCGCGACUCCCCAACCGCAGCCUCCGAUUCAACCAUCGCAAGCUGCUCCUGCUUCGGCACCUGCUCCCUCAGCAGAGUCUAUCGACCAGCUAGUCGCACUAGGCUUUUCUAGAGAGGAGGCCGUCAAUGCGCUGAAUGCAUGCGAUGGAAAUGUUGAAUUCGCUGCGGGUUUACUCUUUCAGGGAUGAUCAUAUGAUAGAAGCUAGGAUCGUUUAUUAUUUACGAAAAUAGCCAGACAUCGGAGAUCUUGUCGCCAAGGAGAGACUAUAUUAUGGCAUAAAUCAUAAAUGGGUCCAAAAUUUGGCCACUUUGGGGUUGAGUGGCGCUUGAUAGCUUCAAGAUUAGUUGAUAUCUUGGGCCUCAAGGCUUGCUCAGUCAUGGCAUAUUGGGCCUAGCUACUUUGCAUCUACACAAAGGAGAUGGGAUUUGAAGCGAAUGAAAAAUAUAAAGCCAAAUAGCUUGCAUAUUGAAACGAUUACUUCCCUUUCGUGGAA